This is a messenger RNA of Mercenaria mercenaria, 3560 nucleotides long. RefSeq lists its product as uncharacterized. NCBI's taxonomy places the organism in Eukaryota, Metazoa, Mollusca, Bivalvia, Venerida, Veneridae. The record is from RefSeq and is a predicted model, not a curated record. The coding region runs from base 1758 to 2828 and encodes 356 amino acids. The transcript is spliced from 9 exons.
AAGUAAUCAAUUUUGGCCUCUUUUUAAAUGAAAUCUGUCGGCAGAAAUUAAUGAUCAAAUCUGUUCAAUUGCAACCAAAAACGGAUGCUGGUAGAACAAAUCUCAAACCAUCAAUUUAUAUUUUCAAAAUCCAGAAAGCAGUAGCUAAACUUUUUCAAUAAAAAUACUUGCAAAACUUGAACACUGGUAACUGCUUCUGGCAAAAGUCUACCCGAAACUGUUGGGUAUUUCACCUUAUACCAGAAGUGGUCCUGUAUCAUGCAUGUACAGAUUUCAGAUGACAAACAUUUGGAUAAGUCAGUACAUGGUGAAUCUUUUUAAAAUGAUUAACCGUUGUAAAUGACAUAUAAUUUUAACAGCGGGGUACAUAUGGUAGUGAUGUUUUAGAAAAACACUGCAAGUCAUUAUUAAUCUUAUUUACUUCACAACAGCGAGUGCAGGCGUUCAUAAAAAGUCGCCCCGACUUCAUCUCAGUGUUGUUAUAUUUUCUGGUCCUUCGUGAUCAUUGAUAUCAACUCAUUUACUUAGAUCUGAAGAUUGAAUACCGGUGUUAGGGGGCUUGGGCAGUGUUGCAUUUUCAAUAACUUCUCAUGAACAGACUCAAUCAAACCGAGUCUGCAAUUUUCACUGUUUGCCUUGUUCUCGGUGCUUCCAAAGGAUCUGCAUUCCAGAUUUUAUAACAUUUCCAAUGUUUCUAAUAUUGAUAAAAUUUGUGUUUUAAGAAUGUUUAGCCCGUUAGAAAAACAUCAAUGUUUGCAAAAAACAUGGUCGUUUUGCUUCUGUUCUAAAAAUAUAUAACAGAUUUGUAUACAAACAUGGUCUCUCCUAAAAAAUUACUGUGAUUCAUCAAUUUCAUGUACCCUGCUGCAAGAAAAACAUUAAGAGGAUUAUUGUUAUCGGGCAACUAGAAAGCAGGCUAUGCGUCCGGUUACCUGACGGUUAGACACUUACUGUAAUAAAUAAUCUCGCCAGAAAAAUGUAAAAAAAAAAAAGAAUAUCAAAUAACCAGUUCAAAAUCUUCAAACUCAAAGGGGACGAAUUGAGACGAACUGUGUUGAAGACGAGUCGAAAAAACGGGGACGAAAUAUUUACUUUAGUCUCCAUUCUGAAAGCUGAAUUCAUUUAUGAUUUCUUUAAAUAAUAUUUACCAGAAUUAUCGAAGAUCUGCUGAAUCUUAUAAAUUAUGUGUCACACAAUACGUUUGUUUAUUAUUUUCCUGUCGUUUGCCGAGCAUCAUGGGAUAGUAUAUUGCCGGGGUCUUCCGAACUUAUUCGGAAUCGUCCGUACAAAAAACCGUAAAUUGUACGAAAAUGUAAUGAUCUUUAUAUAACAAUAUUUACAUGAUAAUUUGUUAUUAAUAUGCCCCAGAUACGUAGAAACCAGAACAAAAAUACUGUUAAUCAUGUAACUUAAUAUUUUUCGUAGUCAGAACUGGGUUACGUAGUUUACCGAGCGACUCCGGUUUGGAACGGACUGUCCCGAAUCAUGGCGGAUCACUCGCAACAACAGUAAAGUAAAUCAGCUAUAUCGCUAUAAGACUUUAAACGAACGUUUGAUUGUUUUCAGGUGAUUUCAUUCGUAAAAAAAUGCACACCUCUGGAAAAAAUAUAAAAAUAUCAUAAGCAUAUAAUGAAAUCUCGCGAUAUAGCAAUCACGCGAGAUGCAGCCAGCAUCCAGCAUCUCGCGCCAAUUUUGAAACUCGUGAGAUUUCAAGACAGUCAGUUUCGACCAGAAUCAGAUUCGACCAGAAAACAUUAAUGAUGGCGUUGGCUUUGAUUGUUUGGGUAAACGAUGAUCCGAUUACUGGUAAUAUUAUUAAACUAAGUUCCAUCGUAGAACCACGAAAGCCUUUCAGUGAAUACAAGGAAGGAGAAACGGUCCGAGCAAAGUGCCACGGGUUCGGGAUUGUGCAGGGAGUCCUUGGGAAAAUUACAGAUGAGAACGGACGGAAAGAUUUGGAAGAUAUUUUGAAGGGCGACAGGUUCAUGCUGCUUGUCAAGAAAAUCAAAUCAGUUUCAAGCAAUGAUGCUCCAUCUGAAAACCCUCAUCAGAUUCAGACGGACAAUCUGCCAGAGAAGCACGAACAAAAGAAAACCCCAAAAGGCAAGAUACAGAGGAAAAAAGAGCAAAAGGAAAAUAAACCUCCCAAAAGAAAAACACUGGAGGAUGUGGCAGAUGAUUUGGAGCUUACAAGCUUGGAAACUGAUGUUGGUGAGGAGGUUCGGAAAAUACAAAACACUUUAGACGUGUUACGGGAAACACAUCAGGUCCUGCAUGAAGAGUCGGGUACUGAGGAACCAAGCAAGGAUGAGCAAGUACAAAAAGCUCCAAGAUUGCAUGGGGAGUACCAAACUCAAAACCAAGUCCUGGAGAACCAGUUGAAGUUUGUUCAGCAGGACUUGUACAAUGCCAACUGCAGAAUAAACCAGCUGGAAAACAAUUUUCAGUGGUUGUGGAACUAUGUCCAACAGAUGCAGUGUAAUGCAACACCACAGAAUUUUAGUGGGAAUAUGUACUGUGAACAAAAUGCACAAGCAGGAAAUGUAACAGAAACAGAACCUGUUAGUGAAUUGUUAGAUACUAGUAGUGUAUCGUUGGAAGGUGCUCCCGAAAUGUCAGCAGAUAAAUGUGUUGGCGGUUAUUCAGAUCAGCAGCUUUUUAGCCGGAUAAAUGGAAUGGAAUCAUACAGAAAGCAGCACUUUCAUUGUUCCGUCUACUUUUCAAGGAGGAAGAGUACAUUGGGGGGUCACUUACUGGUUCGAAAUCAAGAUCUGGAGAGGCAAAGCCUGCAGGAGACCAAGAUCGACUUGGCAGGAUUUACAAUGUAAUAGCUCAGAAGUUCCCGCAUAUUACCCCAGUGAUGGUGCGGGAACGGUUAAGGGACUUGGUAAAACCAUCCAGGACAAAGCGGCACUAAAAUGGAUGCAGCGUCACUGUGUUAUAAAUGACAUUAAUGCUUGAUAAAUAUCAAAAUGGAUUGUGGUUUUGAACAAAAUUUAAAUGCUUUUAUUCAUUAUACAUUAAUACUUUGUUCCUUACAUAUUUUAAAAUAAAUUGUGGUUUUAAAUUAGAUUAAUGCUUUGUUUUACUUGCAUGAAAUACAUGCAGAUGUAUGUCCCUUGUUCAGAGAUUAACAUGUUUCUUUUUCCAACAAUUUUCAGUAAAUGUUUUGCACCAGAACAUAUCGGAGAUGUGAAAGUACUUCAUCUCUUUAAACAUCACACAGAAUUUUACUGUCUUCAUUCUGUCGGAUAAUGGAAAGUUUGGCAGAACAGGAGUUUGAACAAAGAAAUUAAUCAUUAGGAAUCUUUUAUUCCUGACUGAGCUACUAGGGAUCAAAAUCAGGUUUGACUACAUAAUUUUUCAGUAAGAAACUCGGGCGAGUAAUUUCUGCUUUGAAGGUCUGUGACUGACCCCAUAUGCCUACCUUUUCAAAUUUCAAGCAGCAAUACAAUGGAAAAAAUCCAUGGAAACUAGGGAAAAUCCAUGGAAAUAUGCCCUGGAUAGACUGGACAAUAUACCAGGAAUCCAGGGGAAAAUUCCAGGGACACCAUGGAUUA